AUGAUUUUCUUUCUAAAUGGGGGUGCUAGAACUGAAAAGACCUUUUUGUACAAUACUGUUGCCACGAAAUGUCGUAGUCUUGGACACGUCGUAGUCAGCGUUGCUUCAUCUGGUAUCGCUUCAUUAUUAUUAGUAGGAGGUCGCACUGCACAUUCAACAUUUUCUAUUCCAUUGGAUGUGUUGGAAGACUCAUUUUGUUCGUUUAGCAAGCAAUCUUUACAGGCAGAGUUGUUUAGAAAAACAAGGUUGAUUAUAUGGGAUGAAGUUCUUAUGCAACAUGGAUAUUGUGUCGAAACAGUUGAUCGCAUACUUCAAGACAUUUGCGAUAAUAAUAAGCCAUUUGGGGGUAUCACUAUUGUUCUCGGGGGAGACUUUCGACAAAUUCUACCAGUUAUACCAAAAGGAGUUUGCGAGCAAAUUAUGGGAGCAUCGUUAAGACAUUCUGUACUAUGGAAUGGUAUGCACAUUUUGACAUUGAGUUUGAAUGUGCGCUUAAAUAGCAUAGACCUUGCGAAUUCAAAUUUUGCAGAAUUCUUGAAUGAGGUGAUUCUUUAA
Rhododendron vialii is the source of this 555-nucleotide messenger RNA. RefSeq lists its product as uncharacterized. NCBI's taxonomy places the organism in Eukaryota, Viridiplantae, Streptophyta, Magnoliopsida, Ericales, Ericaceae. The record is from RefSeq and is a predicted model, not a curated record. Gene Ontology annotation, molecular function: DNA helicase activity. The transcript has a single exon. Bases 1 to 555 code for a protein of 184 amino acids. Gene Ontology annotation, biological process: telomere maintenance; DNA repair.